CCAACUUUCAAAGAUUUUCUCUCCACUCCUUCUUCUUCCUCUUCUUCUAUUCCUCUCUCAUGGCUUCUUCUACUGGUAGUUUAGACACCUCUGCAACUGCAAACUCCUUCGCCAACUUCACCUUCGCCACACACCCCUUCAUGACCACUUCUUUCUCUGACCUCCUUGCUUCUCCCACAGACAACAACAAUAACAACAACAAGUCUCAGGGUGCUUUCUCUGAAAAAAAUGCCUCUGGUGUGCCCAAAUUCAAGUCCACUCCACCUCCUUCUUUGCCUCUCUCCCCUCCUCCCAUUUCUCCUUCUUCAUACUUUGCUAUUCCACCUGGUUUGAGUCCUGCUGAGCUUCUUGACUCUCCGGUUCUCCUUAACUCUUCUAACAUACUGCCAUCUCCAACAACCGGAGCAUUUGUUUCUCAGAGCUUCAAUUGGAAGAGCAGUUCAGGGGGAAACCAGCAAAUUGUCAAAGAAGAAGACAAAAGCUUCUCAAAUUUCUCUUUCCAGACCCAGGCGAGGCCUCCUGCUUCAUCCACAGUAACAUAUCAAUCUUCAAAUGUUGCACUUCAAGCACAAAAUCCAUGGAAUUUUCAGGAGAGCACAAAGCAAGAUAGUUUUUCUUCAGGGAAGAGUGUGAUGAAAACCGAAAACUCUUCUUCCAUGCAUAGUUUUGCCCCUGAGAUUGUUAGUGUGCAGACUAACCAUAGCAAUGGAUUUCAAUCUGAUUUUGGAAAUUAUCCCGCACAAUCUCAGACCCUAAACAGAAAGUCAGAUGACGGAUACAAUUGGAGGAAGUAUGGCCAAAAACAAGUGAAAGGGAGUGAGAAUCCAAGAAGUUAUUACAAAUGCACAUACCCCAGUUGCCCCACGAAGAAGAAGGUUGAGAGGUCUUUAGAUGGACAAAUUACUGAGAUAGUUUAUAAGGGUACUCAUAACCAUCCCAAGCCUCAAUCUACCAGGAGAAACUCAUCAUCUUCCUCUUCUCUUGCAAUCCCUCCUUCAAAUCCCAUCAGCAAUGAAAUCCAAGAUCAAUCAUAUGCUACUCAUGGCAGUGGACAAAUGGAUUCCGCAGCCACCCCAGAUAACUCAUCAAUAUCAAUAGGAGAUGAUGACUUUGAGCAGAGUUCUCAAAAGUGUAAAUCAGGUGGAGAUGAAUACGAUGAAGAUGAACCUGAUGCAAAAAGAUGGAAAAUUGAAGGAGAAAAUGAGGGUAUGUCAGCGCCUGGUAGUAGAACAGUAAGAGAACCUAGAGUUGUGGUUCAGACAACCAGUGACAUUGAUAUCCUAGACGAUGGAUACAGAUGGAGAAAAUAUGGGCAGAAAGUAGUAAAGGGCAAUCCAAAUCCAAGGAGUUACUACAAGUGCACACACCCAGGAUGUCCAGUGAGAAAGCACGUGGAACGAGCCUCACAUGACCUCAGAGCUGUGAUCACAACCUAUGAGGGAAAGCACAACCAUGAUGUCCCUGCAGCCCGUGGCAGUGGCAGCCAUUCUGUUAACAGACCCCUGCCAAACAAUGCUGCAAACCCCACCACUGCAAUAAGGCCAUUGUCAGUGAACCAUCACACUGACAACAACUCCAUUCAAAACCAAAGGCCACAAGCACCACCAUCAGGGCAAUCACCCUUCACCCUAGAGAUGCUACAAAGUCCAGGAAACUUUGGAUUCUCAGGUUUUGGAAAUUCAAUGGGCUCUUACAUGAACCAGCAACAAUUAUCUGACAAUGUUUUUUCCUCCAGAACCAAGGAGGAGCCCAGAGAUGACAUGUUCCUUGAGUCUCUACUAUGCUGAAGGAUCUCUCUCUUUUUUUUUCCCUUUUGGUAGGCAUGAAAAUUUUGGAAGGAGGGGGGGACUAGGAUUUAGUGGACAAAUAAGGUUCAUUCCAUUUAUUGCAUUUUUUGGUUUGUUUUGUUGUAAAUUUAUACAGCCACAGGAUUGGUAUAUAGUAUAUAUUCCAUAACUGUUGUAUGUCACAGAUGGUGUUGCUGAGAUUUUUUCAUUACUUUGAGGUUUCUCUCUAGUUGGGAAGACAACCUCGUGUUAAUCCUUUGUAAGACAGUUAAUAGUUAAUCUCUUGUCAAUUGUUCACUACAAAGACAGUAAACUUCACUAUUAUUUGUGUUAAAA
Vigna unguiculata (cowpea) is the source of this 2123-nucleotide messenger RNA. Its product is annotated as putative WRKY transcription factor 26. Gene Ontology annotation, biological process: regulation of DNA-templated transcription. Gene Ontology annotation, molecular function: sequence-specific DNA binding; DNA-binding transcription factor activity. Lineage: Eukaryota; Viridiplantae; Streptophyta; Magnoliopsida; Fabales; Fabaceae. The record is from RefSeq and is a predicted model, not a curated record.